Molecule: messenger RNA, 1059 nt
Organism: Priceomyces carsonii
Lineage: Eukaryota; Fungi; Ascomycota; Pichiomycetes; Serinales; Debaryomycetaceae
Exons: 1
Coding region: 1-1059 (352 amino acids)
Source: RefSeq, a predicted model, not a curated record
AUGGCGCAAGAUACUUCUGCUGAUGGUUUCAAGAAGCCGGCCGCUACAAAUAAAGCGUUGAAGAGAACAUUCACAACUAUUUCAACACGGUCAAGGCUGUCGAUAAAUACAAGUAUACAGACAUUGAGCAGGUCUGUUUCCUUCUGCAAUUCUUCGAAAAGACAAAAAAACUAUGAAUCGGGAAAUCUUACAAGCUUAGAAGUAACUUAUCCCACUCUCGAUACUAUAGAAACAAGCAAUUCACCAUCUUCGCGAUACUCUUUCAAAAUGUGUGAUACGUCAAAUCUAAGUGUUAAGGAUAUUGCCGAGUUUAAUGGGAGGUAUAUUCCUCAAUGUAAGCCACCGAACCCUCCAUCAAACUGUCAACCUGUCCUCUCGGUUCACGCUGAUGUGAAGAAUCUGCAAUCUGCAUUUCGAAGAGCCUCGAUACUGAGUAGAUGGUUCAGUAAUAGUAAUCAAGAGAGCAAUUUGUUGAAAGAAUUCUCUGAGGUAAAAAAGGAAGUUCCCAUAAAAGUCACUACGAUGCCUGCCAUGGGCGAAAGAGAUUCAACACACUUUAAGUUCGCACCUAAAUUCUCAAAAAUGCUAUCACAUUCAAAGUGGAACCUUAGGGAAAAUAUGAUGAGGCUAAGGAAUCAUUUAAGAAAUGGAGUACCCAAAGACUCGUACAACAAGGUCCAAGCCCUAGCUUACAAAAAGAUAUCUUCAGUGGAUGUUCUGAAGUCAUCCGCUAGCCUCGCUGCGAAUUUGCAUAUCGCUAAGAACCACCUGACAGCAAACUUAUCUGUAGAGAGUUACGACUCAGAUUUACUAUAUUAUUUAAAUAACAAUAAUGAUCUCACCGGUGCCUUAUUGUUUAUAUUGGAAAACGAUUUAGAGGACGAAUUCUUCUUCGGAAACUACGAUAAUCAAUUAAAUGAUGGACCAACUGAAAUGCAAACACAAAAGCCACAAGAGUCUAUAAUAUAUUCAAAGUUAGACGACCUUCCUGAUGAAUUGGCCUCUCUUUGUCUAACUUCUGAUGGCUCUCUGGAUCAUAGUAUAGAUAGGUAUCUUUGA